Messenger RNA from Spizellomyces punctatus DAOM BR117, 1212 nucleotides. RefSeq names its product ribosomal protein L1. Lineage: Eukaryota; Fungi; Chytridiomycota; Chytridiomycetes; Spizellomycetales; Spizellomycetaceae. The record is from RefSeq and is a predicted model, not a curated record. The transcript is spliced from 9 exons. Bases 25 to 900 code for a protein of 291 amino acids.
UUUCGACCAGCAUAGAUCGCAGAUAUGAGCAUCCCACAGUCGUGCGGCCGCCUUUUGCGGAACGUAGAGCGCACUUUUUUGACUUUUCCUUCGGCCUCUACCGCUCACUCAGCUGUAUGCGCAAGUCGCGCAUCUAGAAUCUUACCCUUCCCCCCCGGACCCACACUGGUCAGCACCGUCCGCCAUUAUGACCGGAAACGAUACUUGAGAGAAAAGAAGCGACUGAAAGCACAGCAGAAUCAAGAAGAUGUUUCUUUUGAGGAAGCUUUUUCAGUAUUUCGUACCUAUUGCCUUGGCGAGGAUAGAGUUGUUUCUGCGCAUAUACAGGUCCAUAGACAGGAAGGAACAAGGACCGUGCGAGGGGAGGUGAAUUUGCCUACACAAGUGUCUGCGGAUGACAAGUCUGUCAUUUUGGUGUUUGCAAAAGGGGAGCAAGCGGAGGAAGCCAAAAAGUUAGGGGCGCAUAUAGUUGGUGCGGAAGAGCUCAUUGAGGAGAUCCUAGCGGACAAAGUUGCGUUUGAUAAGGUCCUCUCUACCAAAGCCAUGUUUCCUGAAGUCGUUAAGAUUGCGAGGGUAUUGGGUCCUAAGGGCCUGAUGCCAAGUCCGGCAAAGGGGACUGUAUCGGAUGACAUUCCGAAAAUGAUGAGUGCUUUGCGCGCCUCGUCGAAAUUUGAGGUGGAUGCUGACGGAUUUGUUCAUUUGGAAAUUGGCAAGACGGCAUGGCGAGAUGAAGACGUUUUUGAAAAUAUUCGAGCAUUGCUUACCGCGAUUCUCAGCGUACGACCACCGAAAACCGAUGCGAACAAGUUCAUUGAAAGUGUCAACAUCUCUGCCAAAUACACACCGGGACUGAAAUUACCACUGAAGCCUUUCAAAGCCAUGAAACCUGUCUCUGCGUAAGACCGGCAUCCGUAGCCAAUUCGAUGGAUCGCAACUUCUACAUUGUAUGCAGCGGAUAUCUCGCAUCCACUACUGGUCCUUUAACUCAUCAGCUGAAGGGCUGGAGGGGGAUACAGUCCCCCAUCACUGUAAUUUAGCGCACACCGUAUGAUUGUCCCUGGUUAUACGCUACAUCGUACAGCCUACUUGAUCAUUAAAAUAUCAUGGAAAAAUUACGAUUCCACGUGAGGGCUGCCAUUCUAUUCUAUAAUAACAAUUGAUACGUAUUAAUAUAAAUACGAAUGUCAAUGUCGUCCGGGUAUUACAACUAAG